AUGCGGGUGUUUCGAUCACGUGCUCGUUAUGUGGCGCUGGAAACAAAUUGCAAUUUGGAGUCUUCGAAACGUCCUUUACUUCCGCUUGUGGGCUGGAAAACUCAUCGUGUUAGCGUCAUGGCGACUCAGGAGAUCGUAUGGAACAAUGAAAAGAAGGUGACUUCUGCAGCUAUAGAGGUAGAAGAAUUGGCAAAAGAUGAUUGCUUUUAUACACAGCCGACACGACUUUCGGCUUUGCAGGUAGCAAGGUUCUCAAUCGAGUUUGAGGAUCCACAGCAUCCUUUUACUGCCGUAUCAAGCACCGGUCGACGUCGGUCAAGUGGUAACAACAUCAACACUGUAAGGUCAAGCUGA
Messenger RNA from Plasmopara halstedii, 354 nucleotides. RefSeq lists its product as uncharacterized. NCBI's taxonomy places the organism in Eukaryota, Oomycota, Peronosporomycetes, Peronosporales, Peronosporaceae. The coding region runs from base 1 to 354 and encodes 117 amino acids. The record is from RefSeq and is a predicted model, not a curated record. The transcript has a single exon.